Messenger RNA from Oldenlandia corymbosa var. corymbosa, 4127 nucleotides. NCBI's taxonomy places the organism in Eukaryota, Viridiplantae, Streptophyta, Magnoliopsida, Gentianales, Rubiaceae. The record is from the annotation of a GenBank genome assembly.
AAAUUGUUAUAGAUAGGGAGAAUCCCAUCCACAAAGCCAGCAUUGAAGAGUCUUUUAAAGCUAAUUUUGAUCACUUCGAUCUGAUAAAUAUAAAAAAAGAUUAGAAAACUAAACAUCAAUCCCACUUUAUUUAUUUUCUCCCUCACAAUCUCCCUUAGUUGGUCUUCCAAGCAGAAUCAGCUUAAUCUUGAUCGAGAUUACCGAUUUGGGUGGAAGAAAGAUUUGCAAAAGUUCAUCAACAAGAAGGGUCGGAAUAAAAGUACGAUGGCUGAUGCUGGGAUUGGAGUUGUUGCUGAAACACUAUUGAACAUGGUGAUUUCACUCGCCACUGAAAAGAUCAAUCUGGUACGAGGUGUGAAGAAAGAACUCAGCAAGCUUCAAGAGCAACUGGAGAUGAUUCAAGCCAUGCAGAUUCAAGCUCACAAGCAGCCAAUAAGCAACCAACCUGUCCAACUUUGGCUCAAGAAGCUACAAUCAGUUGCCUUGGAUGCUCAGAUCGUGUUGGAGGAGUUCGGGUACGAAGUUCUACGACAGAAGAUUGAGGGCCGAAAGAGAGACAAAGUGCGCGCCUUCUUUUCAUGCUCAAAUCCACUUCCAUUCCGGCUGCGAAUGGGUCAGAAGAUCAAAAAUGUUCAGCAAUCCAUCGAAGAUGUUUAUGUACAAGGAGAAAGAAUUAUAUCUGUUCAGCAUGCUAACUUGGCGAACUCACCUUCUACUUUGAAUGAAUUGAGAUCAAGGCUAACAUCUCCUUAUGUAGAGGGUUCACAAAUUGUGGGGAGAGAUGAUGAUGUCAAAGAAGUGAUUGAAAUGUUGAUCAAUACAAACUUUGAGAAAGAUUUGCCAGUGGUUACCAUAUAUGGCAUGGGGGGUCAGGGCAAGACUACUCUUGCACAACUUGUCUACAAACAUGACAAGGUUCGGAAUUCAUUCGAUGAAACAAUCUGGGUCUGUGUCGCAGAAGAUUUCAAUGUGACGAGAUUGCUAGAUGAGAUUUGUCAAUGUGCCACGAAUACCAGGUCCCAAUUGACAAAUACAUCAGCUUUGGUGGAGAGGCUGAAAGGGGUGUUGACAGGUAAAAAGUUCUUGUUGGUAUUGGAUGAUGUGUGGAAUCGGGAUGAGGUUGAAUGGAAUAACCUCAGGAAUUGUUUGCUUCAAAUUGGUGACUCUAACGGAAGCAGGAUCUUGGCCACUACGCGUGAAUCCAAAGUCGCUUCAACCAUGGGGACGUCAAAGUAUCACAGCCUUGGUGCACUCAGCGACGAUCAAAGUUUGGAAUUGUUCAAAAAAGUUGCGUUUGCAGAGGGAGGGGCAACAGAGACACCACAACUGCUGAAUAUUGCUCAAAGGAUAUUGGAAAGAUGUCGUGGUCUACCGUUAGCUAUCAAGACCAUGGCGUCUUUACUGCGCUCUUGCAAAACCGAAUCGGACUGGUCAAUGAUCGAACAAAGCGAAACUUGGAGUGCGUAUCCUGAAGGAGACACAGUUCUCGCUGCCAUCAAGCUCAGUUAUGACCAUUUACCAUCAUUAUCUCUUAAACAGUGUUUUGCAUACUGUGCGAUUUUUGAAAAGGACACCGUCAUUGAAAAGGAUCGACUCAUACAACUUUGGAUUGCACAAGGGCUCAUUAAUCCUUCAAAGGAUGAGAUUCAUUUGCAGAUGGAGGACAUCGGCAGUAUCUAUUUCGAUACUCUGUUGAGCAGUUCUUUAUUCCAAGAUGCGGAAAAGGAUAUAUGUGGUGACAUCUAUUGUUGUAAGAUGCACGACCUUGUGCAUGAUGUGGCAUCAAAAGUGUCAGAAAAUUACUGUUACCGUGUGAGCAAUUGGAGGGCCGUAACCAAAAGGAUUGAAGCGUCGCAUGUAUCAAUUUAUUCAGGUGAAAGGGGGAUGUGGAAGAACUUGCGGGAGUUUCUUCCCUUAAAUCUACGAACUCUCUAUCUAAAAGGUUAUGAAGUAGACCUCCCUGAAGAUUUAUUUCAAAGCUUUACACGUCUCGCAGCCUUGGUUGUUGAGGAUGGGGGGACAAACAAAUUGCCAAAAUCAAUUGGUAAGUUGAAACAUUUAAGACUUGUUGACAUUGAGGGUACCGAAAUAACAAAGCUCCCAAUGUCCUUCACAAAGUUAUACUAUUUGCAGACACUGAGAGCUCACCGUUGCAGAAACAUACCACAACGAUUUGGUAAUCUAACUAAUUUGAGGCAUAUUUGCAUAGAAGGUUUGUCUGGUUCAUUGCCAGAAUUAGGUCAAUUGACAAAUCUCCGAACAAUUCCUGAAUUCAGAUGCAGAAGGUAUAGAAUAGAAGAGUUGGAACACUUGAACAAUCUUAGAGGGACACUAAUUAUUAGUGGUCUUCAUAGUGGUGAUAGACAAAAAUCUGCUGCAAAGUCUAACUUGUCGGAGAAGCCAGGCAUUAAAAUUUUAGAGCUUCACUGGGGCAAAUGGAAUAAAGGGGCAAUCAACCAUGUUGAGGUGAUGGAAAGUUUAAAACCCCAUCCAAAUCUGAAGGUUUUGAAAAUUUACAACUACGGAAACCCAAGAUUUCCAUCAUGGAUGGCGAGAGAGAAUGAUUUAUCAUCCUCACUUUGUAAUCUUCUGGAACUCGAAUUGAAGGAUCUGGUUGAAUGCGAAAGCUUGCCAGCACUUGGGAGGUUGCCUUGUCUUAAGUUAUUAAAGUUAAGUAGAUUAUCCAAGGUGAAGCGCAUAGGAGAAGAGUUCUAUGGUUGGUCCAAUGUUGACGGGUUAACAGAUGGUGGUGGCAGUGAUAGGGCCGAAGUUAUUACUGUGUUUCCAGCACUGAGGGUGCUUUACAUGGAGGGAAUGAGAAGCCUUGAGGAGUGGUCAGAUGCAUGUGAAAUAAUUCCAACAACUCAUUCGACAUCAUCUAUGGAUUCAGUUCAAGUCAAAGCAUUUCCUUGUCUGGAGAAGAUGAGGAUAUAUGAUGUUCCCGAGUUGAGUGCUUUUCCAAAUUUGGGGGCCCUACCUAGCCUUGGAGUAUUGCAUAUAGAGGAUUGUACAAAAUUGACAAUAUCAAAUGCUGCUUACAGGGAUAGAGGCGGCUUCGAGUCCAUUCAAAAAAUAAGAGCAGGAAUUGAUGAGGAUGAGAAGAACCAGAGCGAGUCUGCCGAUGAUCAUGUGGUUUCGUACAUCCACCCCCAACAAUACCCUUUCUAUUUCCCUUCACUACAAAGACUCACUCUGUGGGAUUGUGGCGAGUUGACUGCACCGCUUUGCAGCCUCGUCGGGAGUUCGGUUAAGUCCUUGACUAUCAGGUGCUGUCCUAGGUUUUGGCCUAAGGAUCUUCACCACCUAAUUGGACUUGAGGAAUUAACUCUGAAAUCAUGGGGAUGUGAGGGUGACGAAGAACUUAUGCCAUGGCCCUAUCCUACCAUUUCAGGGGCUAGCGAUCAUAAUUUGGUCUCCUCUCUUACAUCCCUUACAUUGGAUGGAGGUGGAUUGCCAAAAGUCAAGUCACUCCCUAGUGAGAUACAGUUUUUGUCUUGUUUGACGACUUUAGGGAUAUGUGGGUUUGAGGGAUUGGAGAUUCUUCCAGAGUGGUUGGGGAAUUUAACAAGUCUUCACGGUCUGAGGCUUCAAAUGUGCCCAAACCUCAAGCAGUUACCAUCGACAGAAUUGCUGCAACGCCUGACUUACUUGGACAUUACAGGUGGUGGUGAGUUGUCAAAUAGAUGCAAGGAAGGUAGCGGCUCAGAGUGGCACAAGAUUGCUCAUAUUCCCCGUUUAAGAAUUUUGUAAGAAGUUUCCACUAAGAUGAAUCAGCAGGACAAGCAUUAUGGAGUUGCUUUGUGAGUUCAUCUUGAUUAGUUUCCAUGGCAUUCAUUGUGUUUCACAGCCGUUAUACCCGUCUUUCAGCAAAAUUUAAUAGAGGCCUGAUGGCACGUUCCAAUGCAUUUACUGUGUAUGUAAAGAGACAUCCAUCCAAUGGUUGCCGUAUUGGAUUUGAUUUCCCACAUUGUGAGAUUUUACUAGUUAUUAAAGAGUGUAUAAUUUAGAAGCAGCAUUAGAUUGGUGUUACAUUUCAUCAUCUUUAGUAGUACAUAACUGAUAAUUUCUGAAGAUAAGUUGCAACAGGGUCUUGUUUAAUCCCCUUGUACUAAAGAGAAAGCUCAAAG